Messenger RNA from Harpegnathos saltator (Jerdon's jumping ant), 2166 nucleotides. RefSeq names its product zinc finger protein 143. The transcript is spliced from 9 exons. Gene Ontology annotation, molecular function: DNA-binding transcription factor activity, RNA polymerase II-specific; RNA polymerase II cis-regulatory region sequence-specific DNA binding. Gene Ontology annotation, biological process: regulation of transcription by RNA polymerase II. Lineage: Eukaryota; Metazoa; Arthropoda; Insecta; Hymenoptera; Formicidae. The record is from RefSeq and is a predicted model, not a curated record. Bases 289 to 1776 code for a protein of 495 amino acids.
UGUACCGGCACAGAGGGCUGACGAAAAUUCAAUUCACCGCGAUCUAGCGAGCGCGUCGUGUAGCGUCGCAUCGCCGUUGAAGAUUUCCGUUGUAUCACAUCAUUGCAUCAUCGGUCCUUUUCGCGGCAUAGCCAUGCGAAGAUGGCGAGUCUCGUCGUGCGAAUUGCGAAUUGCAUGCACGCGACUCUGUGUCGGUUUCCGAUGUAUCCGAUACGCGACGAUGUAUCAGUGUCUCCUCGAACAAAUGCUGACCUGAUAAAGCUUAGCGCCGCGACACCGUAGAGGAUUAUGUCGGCACAAAGUGCAGAUCUUCCGAAAUGCAUUACAAGUCAGGAGGAAGAAAUGAUCUUGCACGAGCCUGAGAAUAAUCCUGUGGACAUACUUGAAUGUUUGUCAGUUAUGAUUAAUGAAGACAAUGUCAAUGACACAGAACAGAUACAAGAACUUAUAUUAGAUGAGCAAUUACUUGGCACAAUGAUAACUACGAUUACACUGCCUGAUGGAACUCAAGCUUUUGUUACAAAUAACCUCAGUAAUAUUGAUCCAGAUUUCAAGACGCAAACAUUACAAACAAUUGAAAAUGGAGACGCUAUUUUACUACGGGGUUUAUCAGAAUUUAAUGAUGGCAAGGCUCUUCAAUUAGAGUUAGAUCCAACUUCAUUUGUACAAACUGAAGUUGCUGCUACAGACAAUGCAGAAAAUACUUACUCACAAGUAGAAUUUAUCAAUGGCACAACAUACAUGGUAACUGGUCAUGUGAAUGUUGGCGAAGGCUUAUGGGAAAUUGAAGAUGGGAAAUUAAAGAAAAAAGAUCCCAAAGUCUUGAUUGAUAAGUUAUCAGAUGCAAAAAUUAGGUAUCCUUGUCCAAGAGAAGGUUGUUCCAAGUUCUAUAGCACACCACAUCAUCUUAAAGUUCAUGAACGUUCACAUACGGGUCAGCGGCCGUAUAGAUGUACUCACUCUAAGUGCAAGAAGAGCUUUUCAACAGGAUACAGCUUGAAAGCGCAUUUGCGAACUCAUACAGGUGAAAAACCAUAUAAAUGUUCCAAUGACACAUGUAACAAGAGCUUCAAAACAUCGGGUGAUUUAUUGAAACAUGUGCGGACUCACACAGGAGAGCGUCCUUUCAUAUGUCCAUUUAAAGGUUGUGGUCGGUCCUUUACUACGAGUAAUAUCAGAAAGGUUCAUGUUAGGACGCACACUGGUGAACGACCAUAUAAAUGCACGCAGCCGAUGUGCGGCAAAGCAUUCGCCAGCGCGACGAAUUACAAAAAUCACAUGCGCAUUCACUCCGGCGAGAAGCCUUACAUUUGCACCAUAGAAAAUUGCGGUAGAAGCUUUACCGAAUACUCUAGUCUGUAUAAACAUCAUCUUGUACAUACACAACAACGGCCAUUUGAGUGCACUCUGUGCUCUAGGAGAUAUCGGCAAAGCAGUACUCUGGUGGUACACAAAAGAACGGCUCACGCGGUUGUCGAUAACGACGACGGUACCGAUGUGUUUUUCCAAGAUCCUCUGGAUUCUAGUCAAAAUAGGAGUAAGAAGGCCGCGAAGGAAACCCACAAGCUGCUAGGUAAAGAUGAUCAGAUUCAGAUUUCUAAAGUAAUCGACGAUACAAACGACAAAGAGCCACAAAUCUUAUUGGUUGGCGAUCCUUCGCAAAUUGCUGCAUUUCAGAAAAUCGAUCUGGACAACAGUUUCGAUGAUCCUGGCAUUGACACGCCUUUCGAAGGACUGAAUAUAAAGAUUGAGGACAUAGAAUUCGGCUGGAAUUAAUGCAGAAGAAGAUGAAGCUGAUUUACACAAUAUCAGAAAGUCUUGAGCAUUGAGUUAACGAGUUAUUGAUCUCGUUAACACUCGUGAAUGUACUUUUUAAUAUCAGAGCUCAAAAUCAAAUCAGUAAAUGAUAUAAUAAAUUGAAUAUUAUCAAAAUGAUAUUCGACUGCGUAAACGAUUAGUAGCUGCGAAUUAGUUAGAAUGCGAAUAAUUUAAUUUCGGUAUCAAUUUCAUAAAUUUACCAGAUAGAAGUACACAAUGGCGUUAGAAAUUUGGCGUCAGCAAUUUAUAAUCAGUGAUGUUUAUUGUGCUAUAGUACCUUGCUUUAAUAGUCAUUAACGUAGGUAGGGAUUGAAUCUGACGUGAUUUCGGUGAGUUUAAUUCCCGAUA